Messenger RNA from Endocarpon pusillum Z07020, 2184 nucleotides. RefSeq lists its product as uncharacterized. Gene Ontology annotation, biological process: regulation of translational termination; peptidyl-proline hydroxylation. NCBI's taxonomy places the organism in Eukaryota, Fungi, Ascomycota, Eurotiomycetes, Verrucariales, Verrucariaceae. Gene Ontology annotation, cellular component: cytoplasm. Bases 1 to 2184 code for a protein of 727 amino acids. The record is from RefSeq and is a predicted model, not a curated record. Gene Ontology annotation, molecular function: L-ascorbic acid binding; peptidyl-proline dioxygenase activity; iron ion binding. The transcript has a single exon.
AUGAAGCGGAAAUAUGAAGCAGAGACUUCCACGUCAAAUGGCGACUCUCAACCCUUCAAAAAAGCGCUUCUCUCUUCCACCCAUACUCCCGGGAUUCACUCCCAGUUCCACCCGACACUCUUUGAACCAAAAACAUUAACCACCUACCAAGCAGCCUACCAGGACUCACACCCUUACCGACAUGGAGUCAUACCUGCUCUCAUAUCCGAUACUCUCCUCCGCUCUGUUCGAACCGAGAUCCUCACACAUAUCUCAUUCACUCCGAAAGAGACAGACAUCUACAAGAUCCAGCAAUCUGGUGAUCUCGCCAACCUCGAUGGACUUGAUUCUGCGCAAUUGGCCGACCUGCCCAGUCUGGUAACAUUGAGGGAUGCACUCUACAGCGCCGAGUUUCGAGCUUUUUUGGAAGACGUGACAGGUGCGGGGAAGUUGAGUGGUAAGAAGACGGACAUGGCAAUCAAUAUCUACACACCAGGAAGCUAUUUGCUGUGUCACGACGAUGUUAUCGGAACUCGAAGGGUGAGCUACAUCCUAUACUUGACCGAUCCGGACGAACCAUGGCAAGCUGAAUGGGGUGGUGGGCUGAGGCUGUAUGCGACAGAGCAAAAGAGAAACAAGCGAGGGGAGGAGGUUAAGGUGCCUCUGCCGGAGCACGUCAAGGUGAUACCACCUACUUGGGGCCAGUUGAGUUUUUUCGCCGUGCAGCCUGGUGAGAGCUUUCAUGAUGUGGAGGAGGUGUAUCAUCCACCAAUUGGGAGGCCAGAGGAGGAAAAGAAGAGAGUAAGAAUGGCGAUUUCGGGCUGGUAUCACAUCCCGCAAGAGGGUGAAGAUGGAUACGAAGAAGGGCUUGAGCAAAAGUUAGCAGAAAAGAGCAGUCUAAGCCAAUUGCAAGGGGAAGAAGCGGACGAGUUUGACGAGCCACAACCCCAAUUUCUGCGCUUUGACCAGUUAGAUAAGAACCAUGCUAAGCAAGACCUUGAGCCAGACCAGGCGGAGACCGCUGAUGACGAUCUGACUCUCCUAACGGAAGCAGACCUCAACUUACUCCUCCAGUACAUCUCCCCAAGCUACCUUACCCCCGAGAUGACCGAGCAACUAGCUUCAAGCUUCGGAGAGAACUCCUUCCUCCAACUCGACCGCUUCUUGUGCGACAGGUUCGCAGGUUCGCUGCGAGAGUUCGUGUCUCAGCACGAAAUCCCUGAUUCUGACGCCAACACCAACGAGAAUAAAUGCAGUGAAUGGAGAACAGCCCGACCACCGCACAAACAUCGCUUUUCCUUUAAGCAACCGCCCCUUAAAAACCAUGGCUCGUCUUUGACGAAUGAUCCCUCACGCGAGGAUUUGCCACUAACAGAUCUAAUGACCCACCUCUUCCCCAGUAUCGCGUUCAGGAAAUGGCUCUCCAUCAUCACAGGCCUAACCAUUGACGGAGAUGCGUCCUUGGAUAUUCUGGCGCGAAGAUUUAGUAGAGGGAAAGAUUAUGCCCUAGCUAGUGCGUAUGAAGGGGAGAAUCCGAGGUUGGAGUUCAGUCUUGGCUGUACUGUGUCAGGUAGGUGGCAAACCGGUGAAGCAUAUGAUGAUGAUGGCCAUGCCAACGGCGAUGGUCCAAGCGCGCAAGCAAACGUGGUUGCUUCGUCCGCCAAUGGUAAGACCAUAAACGGAACCCAAGAUGAAAAUAGUGAUGCAGCCAAUCGUAUCGAAGUGGGUGGCGAAGAAAUAUAUAUGGCCGGCGACGAUGACGACAGCUCCUUUGUAUCCGAAAAGGAUGGCGCCAGUUCCGCCAUCAAGGACGCGUCUCGGAAAUCAGACCCGGCAAUCUACAAGCAUGACGACGAGAAUGACGCAAUCCUCUUUACCGACCCACCAGCCUGGAAUAGAUUCAGUAUUGUCUUGAGGGAUCGAGGUACAUUGAGGUUUGUCAAGUACAUUAGUGCGGCGGCUGAGGGGGAUCGUUGGGAUAUUAAAGGCGUUGUGGAGGCAGGGGAAGGUGGUUGGGAUGAGAAUGAGGAGGGAGAGGAAGGAGAAGGAGUAGAGGAGGAAGAGGGAGAAGGAGUAGAGGAGGACGAGGGAGAGGGAGAUGAGCAUUCUUAUGAAGAUGAUUACACAACUGAGUCGGACCCGGAGCAGGAUAACCAGAGAUAUAGUUUCAUUGAAGGAGGAAGCAUCUGUGCAGAUGCUAAAUGA